Daphnia carinata is the source of this 3432-nucleotide messenger RNA. RefSeq names its product titin-like. The coding region runs from base 413 to 3067 and encodes 884 amino acids. The record is from RefSeq and is a predicted model, not a curated record. The transcript is spliced from 16 exons. NCBI's taxonomy places the organism in Eukaryota, Metazoa, Arthropoda, Branchiopoda, Diplostraca, Daphniidae.
GACAACCAGGUAACACUGCCUCCUCCGGGCCUCCGUGCAUCUUCACAUAUAGUGCUCAGUCCCCCCAUCGUGAAUCCCAACGCGAGCGAUCUUUAAUAUUUGUCCCUGCAUCUUCUCUGCCUCGUUCACUCAUCUGUGUACCAGCUAUUGGUUGUGUGUUAGACAGUUUUGCUCCUCCAGCUAUUUACUGACACUUGCUCUUGCCGUCUAAGCUGUUCAUCGCGUCUUCAGCAAAGGGCGCAAAGCGAGCCAUUAUUGACUGGCAAGGAUUCCCUCGAAUUGGGAUUACACUCUGUGCAAAGAGCAAAGAACCUUUUCGGAAGUCUCCAUCCCGAUCCUCGGGCUCUUUUCUCCGCAUGGCGAAAUGAACGAUAUGAAUGGGAGUUGACUUGCCAGAAAAAAUCCAGCCAUCAUGAUCGUGUCACGACGUAGAAGACAAGCAGCCGGUCGCUCCUUUCUGUUCCUAUUUUUUUGCACGUUGUCAUUGAAUGUGACUCAAUCUACAAAUGCGAUCGACAUUGACACUCCCAUCCCUGUCAUCACAGUCAACACCCUUGCUGGAUACACGACAAAAUUAGAAUGCGAUCUGCAAUCCAGCCGGCCAGACGAUAGUGCAUACCUUGUUUUGUGGUACAUCGAAUCAGAAAAGCAGCCAAUUUAUAGUGUGGAUUUACGUGCUCGACCACUCGAGCAGGCCAAGCAUUGGAAGAAUGAACGAUUGGCUUCAAGAGCUCAGUUUGAUACAUCGGCUGCAUCAAGUGCAGCAUUCAUGUUAUCCAACGUUACAGAGGAUGAUGACGGAAUCUACAGGUGUCGCGUCGAUUUUCGCCAUACUCCAACUCGUCACGUUCGAUACCAACUCAACGUUGUCCAAUCACCAAGAGUUCCGGUGAUCUACGCCAACAGUGCUCGCCAAUACGGAACCGUGUCUGCCAUGUACGACGAAGGGGCCGAUUUGGCUCUCAUCUGCGAGGUUACCGGUGGAGGGCCGAACCUUAAGGUUGGCUGGUACCGAAACGGCAAGCUAGUCGAGUCCCGAGUGGAACACAGAAUGCAUCACGAUUACUUCUAUCACCUGCAGUUACGUAGCCUAUCGAGGGAUGAUCACCAUGCUACCUACGCGUGCCAACUGGACCUUGACGUCACGCCGCCGGCGCCUCCCGUCUUACGCAACAUCACACUUAAUCUACGAAUGAAACCGAAAAAAGUGGAAAUUAUUCCAGCCGGCCCGUACUUGGAAGCAGGCAAAACUCAGCAACUUCAGUGUAAAGCGUCGGGCGCCAAUCCGCCAGCAGUAGUCACCUGGUGGAUGAACAAUAUUCAGCUGACGAGCGCCGAAAUUUUGGUGUCGAAAGAGGAGAAUGGUACGAUAUCCAAGCUGAACUUGACUCCGGCCAUCGAGGACGACGGACGCAUCGUGACCUGUCGAGCGCAAACCCCACUUUUGGACGGCGGUUUCGUUGAAGACGAAUGGCGGAUGCAAGUCUACUAUCCGCCGCGGGCCAACUUGGUGCUAGGCCGUCGGUUCGCCGCCGAGGAAAUCCGCGAAGGCAGCAACGUGUAUCUCGAAUGCCAAACACGUGCCAAUCCGUCGAUUCAACGCUUGACCUGGAUGCAUAAUGGCAAACUCUUGGGCAACAGUCGAAAUCGAGAAAACCGCGACAUAAUCUUGGCCAAUCAAACGCUGGUUAUCCGCCAGAUAGAGCGGCAUACAGCUGGCAAUUACACGUGCAUUGCCACAAACCGGCUGGGCGAAUCGGCUAGUGCACCUCUUCAUCUUCACGUGAAAUAUGCGCCGGUGUGUCGGCGUUCGAAACCGCUGACGGUGGUAGUAUCGCGUGAUCAAUCCAUCAAAUUACGUUGCCAGGUAGAAGCUGAUCCGGAGACGCUGAGUUUCCCGUGGACGCUGUCGAACGGCCGCGAGACAACGCUGCUGCCCCGAGAAAUGUCUUCCGAUUUCGGCUUAACCAGCAUCCUGGUGUACACUCCGCGACGAGACGCCGAUUUUGGCGAGCUGCAGUGUUGGGCCUUGAACGACAUCGGCAAGCAGAAGGAGCCGUGCCGCUUCAAAAUCGUCAAAGAAGGGCUGCCGCCGACGCCAACCCAGUGCGCGCUGCAGAGUUUGUCGAAGGGCGUCCUAGAAGUGAAAUGUCGAAACAGUUCCAAAGGCAAUGCCGAAAAAGAGGCGGAGGACAGCAGUGAGAGUGGCAGUGGCGAUAGCGACAGCAAAGAUGAAGUCGGCGACGACGAGGACGAAGACGUGUUGAUGAGCGGCUCUUCAAACGUCUAUUGGCUGCAGCUGUACAACGCCGACACGGGCGCUCUCCUUCGCAACAUGAGCAACAAAGCGGCGCCGCAUUUCAACCUGACGGGCAUCGACCCGAGCACGCGAGUGGCAGCCGUCGUUAUAACGACUAAUAAACAAGGUCGAAGCGAAGCCAUUACAUUGGAAGGAGCUGUUGAACGUGCUGUCGGAUCCCGCGCAGCUAACGAACCGGAAUCGUCGGUGACAAUGGUGGUCGUGCUGGCCGCUCCGGGCGCUCUUUUAAUUGCCAUUAUCGGACUGGCUGCUAUCUUGGCCGUAUACCACCGCCAGCGCAAGAGGAAUCUCCGCCAUCAGGCUCCUCCAACUGCCGUCCAGAUGUGCGACGCAGACGACGCCAAUGAAGAUACCAACUAUGCCAAAACGACGAACGGCAAGCCGGAUGUAAUUAAAUCCAAAAGAGCCGAAAUAGACACGGAAUGCCAGCUGCCUAGUCCACCGGAUGAGUCAUUACAUUCGUCGCUUGUUAUUUUGGCCAGCACUUCAAACAACCUUAAAGGACCCUGUAGGCUGAAUGAAGAAUCGACGCUGACGUACGUGGUUCAACAGUCGGCAAUGAACGAUCGGAAUCGAGAUCGAAUUUUAGAUCCCAACAUCGCCUCUUCCAGUAACUUGAAUAGUAUCCAACACAAUCCGGGGAAUUUUCCUCUGGCUCAUCAACAUCAGCCUGCCCCAGAUUUCACGGUAAGGCAUGCGUAUGACCGUGUGCUUGACCAGCCCGCCAACGCGUAUGUUUAUCGGUAAGCAGAAAAAAAUCGCCAAAAUGUGUAAUGCUAAAAUUAUAGAAGUCUAUCCCACUUCUUGAUUCGGUGCUGUUCCUUUCAUAUACCCAUGAUCUUUGUAUUACUAUUUUUUUUUUAUAUGUUUGUCAUGUAUGAAUAUUUGCAGAACGCGAGGCAAAAGUAAUUGAUAACAGAUGGCGAUGUCGAUAAGGGCUACUAUAACGAAUUAGACAUUGAAAAAAAAAGUAAAAAAAAAAAAAAGUAUCUUCCUUGUAUGUGUAAAAUUUUGUUUGCGAACUCAUUCUUUUACGUGUUGUCUUACUUAUUGUUGCGAGAUUCUUUGCUUUACAUAUCCCUCGUCGGAGGUUUAAUAAACGUUGGAAUCGC